GAUUGACUAUGACCUAUAGCUAUAACGGACAGUUGCUGGCCUCAUACCCGUUGCCAAUUUCUUCGUCGGGCAACUGUCUCUAUAUAAGGUAAAUCCCGCCAACUAAUUCAUGCACUCGCGAAAUCCGUUAUAAGGAGGGGCUCCCGCCAUGGAUUUAUUCAUCCCCCCGGGUCUUCUCUCAGGUUCCUCUCAGAAUCCCCGUCCUCUGCGUCCUCCCCUGCCUUCCUCCCUAUCAUAUCAUGCGUUCCUCAUCCAAGAAGUCUGCUAUUCAGCCGGACUUGUUCGUUUGCGACUUUGAGGACUGCAAUACACCGUUCGUGCGAAAAAAUGAUCUCAAUCGCCAUCUCCGAGCUCACUACGCAAAGGGUGCUCAUAAAUGUCCACACUGUGACUACAGCUGCGACCAGGCCACUGCUUUGAAGACCCACGUCAACAGUGUGCACCUUGGCCUAAGGCCAUACGCCUGUCCCGACUGUGAAUUCAUGUUUGGUGACAAGGGUUCACUGUGCCGCCACCGCAAGAGGAGGCAUGGGUACGAACCCAAGAAGCGUCGUACGCCGGAGGGCAUUAUUAAGGAGGUGAAAGAGAAGCGGACUCGUCCCUUGUACAUCAAACGGAUGUCGACCUUAAGUGCCACCCAUGUCAUGACAGUCGCCACCACCAUUACCACCCCUUCCCCUACCCCCACUCCUUCGCCUUCGCCCCCUCCUGUCACCCCCUCAAAUUCAUCUGAAGUCGGUGACGAUUCCUGCCAGUUGGACUGGACCAUGGACAUGCCGGUACUCCCGCAGGCCAGAGAUGUUUACCCCGUUGACAUGGCCACCGACGUCGCUCCUACCACUCCGUCCCCAUCCCCUACCCCUUCUCCGCCUCCGGUUACGCCUCCCUCGUCAAACGUCGACAACGACUUCUGGAAGUUGGACUGGAACAUGGACAUGUCAGCCCUCCCGCAAGCCAGAGAGGUUUACCCCGCAGACAGGGCCGAGUUCCCCCUUGAAGGAUUAUUCCCAACAACUACAGAAGCACUAUCGUCACCCUUCACCCUCCUCGAUCCUUUCCAGCCAUCCCAGCCCUCUGCAGAAGCAAGCGGCGCAUUCACGGAGGAAAUUUUUGCGAGCACCUUCGCUGGCAACUACUCUGCCGCCGCCGAUUCGGACCUGGCGGACAUUUGCGCAGAUCUCUUUGGCCCUUCGGUUUCGUCCCCCGGCUCAGAUUCGCUGCAAUUCUCCUCCUUCGAAGAGAUGGGAAGCGACGAUUGCCCGACGUGGAUGGGGCCGUUCGAUUUUGCCUUUGCAUAAACAUCGAUCAGGAUACGUAGCAUCAUGGACAUAAAGAAUUGCAUGGACAUUUUACUAUUCCUCCAGCCGCUUUUCAAUUUCAACUAUCACAAUUGUAUUAUUAUCUUAUUCCAUCAUAUUUGUUGAUCUAGGUUUUGUGAUUGUUUCUGAUCUUGUUCCUUCAAUCAAUUGUAUUGUUCUCUGACCUUGUAUCACGGCGCCGAGAUAAUACUCCGAGGCCCCUUCUGUGUGAUUCAAGCCCU
Desarmillaria tabescens is the source of this 1540-nucleotide messenger RNA. RefSeq lists its product as uncharacterized. Lineage: Eukaryota; Fungi; Basidiomycota; Agaricomycetes; Agaricales; Physalacriaceae. The transcript is spliced from 4 exons. Bases 240 to 1298 code for a protein of 352 amino acids. The record is from RefSeq and is a predicted model, not a curated record. Gene Ontology annotation, biological process: regulation of transcription by RNA polymerase II. Gene Ontology annotation, cellular component: nucleus.